Molecule: messenger RNA, 2411 nt
Organism: Limulus polyphemus (Atlantic horseshoe crab)
Lineage: Eukaryota; Metazoa; Arthropoda; Merostomata; Xiphosura; Limulidae
Product: ras-like GTP-binding protein Rho1
Exons: 3
Coding region: 161-739 (192 amino acids)
Biological process (GO): small GTPase-mediated signal transduction; cell migration
Molecular function (GO): GTPase activity; GTP binding
Source: RefSeq, a predicted model, not a curated record
GUGUUCACCGCUAGGAGGAAGAAUUAGAGAGAAGGGAGAAAAAAUCCCUAGUACAGAUUUGCUUCUGUGUGAACUUAAAUCCGUCGUGAUUCGUGGGUUGGGCUCUAGUAAUCUAGUACUUAGAAUAAGAAGCUAUUGUUCAACCCAAGACUUAGUACACAUGGCGGCCAUUAGGAAGAAGCUGGUCAUCGUAGGUGAUGGUGCAUGUGGUAAAACAUGUUUGUUGAUUGUAUUUAGUAAAGAUCAGUUCCCAGAAGUGUAUGUACCAACAGUUUUUGAAAACUAUGUAGCAGAUAUCGAAGUAGAUGGAAAACAGGUAGAGUUAGCCUUAUGGGAUACUGCAGGCCAAGAAGAUUAUGAUAGGCUCCGUCCUCUGUCCUAUCCGGAUACCGACGUCAUCUUGAUGUGUUUCAGCAUCGAUAGUCCGGAUAGUCUAGAGAACAUUCAGGAAAAGUGGACACCUGAAGUUAAACACUUCUGUCCAAAUGUCCCCUUGGUCCUGGUGGGAAACAAGAAAGAUCUUAGAAAUGAUCCAAACACAAUUAAAGAGCUGGGUAAAAUGAAGCAAGAGCCAGUGAAGACAGAAGAAUGUCGUACGAUGGCCGAAAAAAUUAAUGCUUUUGGUUACCUUGAAUGCUCAGCGAAAACAAAAGAUGGUGUAAGAGAAGUAUUUGAAAUGGCAACAAGAGCUGCAUUGCAAGUUAAGAAGAAGAAGAAAAAGAAGUGUAUUUUGCUUUAGGAUUUGAAGGAAAAAUAAAAGAGUUGAAGCUUUCUAAGUGCAUGCAAUAUAACAUUUAUAUUUGUUCUCUUUAAAAAUAAUUCUUUUUCUACUUCAGGAUUUGUUUAGGUUUUGAAUUUUGUUUUCAUUCAUUAGUGUAUAGCAUUCCAAAGAAAAUUAUGUAUGUGUAUAUAUAUAUAUAUCUUGUUUAAUUUGUUUGUUUUAACAGAUUAAUAUACAUGAUUUCAUUAUUAAGAGAAGAUUAAAUAUUAUAAUGUUUUGUUUUCCAACUUUGAAUACAUGCGCGUAAAAACUCUUACAUGUAACUUAUGGCCAAAUUCAUGACGGAAUUCUUAAUUUUACCAAAUAAUGAAGAAAUAUAUAAUUAAUUCCAAACGUAAGAUGCUCAUUUUUGUUUGUAAGUAUUAAGAAUUUUUUUAAAACCUGUUGAGUAGUAUGCUAGUACAAAUUUAAAACUAUAUACGUUAUAAAUGUAUGGUAACUAAAAGUGUACGGAUAAAAACUUGUAUCAAACUAGAGGAAUGAUUUUAGAAACACAACUGUAGAAUUAAAAUAUAGAUUCUUGUAGUACUGUUUUUUUGAUAUUGCUGUAAUAAAUAUUUUAAUACUUUAAGUAAUUCAAAAAUAGCAUGAAAAAAUAUUAAGUUCAUUUAUAUAUUUAUAACUUUAGAAAAAUAAUUUUGAAGUUAAUUAUUGUAACAGCCAAAGAUGUACUGUGAUCAUUGGUAACUUUUAUAUUGUUUUAACACAUGUAAGAGAUCAAUAAAAGUUUAUACUGGGCUCCCAAAACAGAGUUUAAACUUGUUACACUGUAUUGCUGGCUUUUAAAAUUAAAUCUACGUGUAAGAGUGUGUUGAUGUAGUAUUAGUGAUAUUCUUUGUAUUAUAUAAUGUUGUUGUUUUUCUGAAGUUAACACCAUCUAAAAUAUUACAUUUAGAUUCAUUUUUAUCCGUUUCAUGUUAUGUCAAAAUUCUAAUUAUUGCAGAAUAUUUAAAUUAAAAUCUCGAAGUUAUGUAUUUUUUAAUAAUAUUUAACAUGGUCAGAUGAAAUGUUUAUGUUUUUGGUUAAGAGAAAUUAUAAUAAGCAUUAUUACUUUUCAUUAGUAUCUUCAAACAAGAAUAUUUUUAAGGAAUCAUGUUCCAUGUUUGAAAUUGUUUUUUUCUCAUGAAAGAACACAUUGGCGAAUUAAAACAGUUUUAUGAAAGAUAUAACACAGUUACAGUAGCUAGUUUAGUAGUAAUUGAUUUGUUAUAUUCAGGGGUUAGUUUGAAUCUCAAUGGGUUAAAAUAUCCACCUAGUUUGUUUGUUUGUUUUUUAGUUUGGAUUAUGAAUAUGACAUAUUGGAUUGACUUUUUUAUAAGUUGAAUGCUCUUUAAUUUUAAUCAAAAGAUUACUGGUAUUUCUUAACUUGGAAUAUUAGCCCAGAAUUGUAAUUCAUAUAUUUACCUCUGUUGUCAUGUGCUGAAUUGAUUUGUAUUAACCAAUUAAGAAACUGUAUAUCUGUCUGCAGGAGUAUUGACCCUGAUGUUAUCUCUGUUGUGUAUGUUCUAACUAAAAAUCUGUACAUUUCUAUUGAUUUGAUCAUUUAGGAUUGGCAUAUUGAAGAGUGAGCAUAUAAAAAAAUCUUGUAUUUUCAUAAUUGAUUUAUAAAGUACAUUGGUUUUGAUGCUUA